Messenger RNA from Mirounga angustirostris (Northern elephant seal), 11051 nucleotides. RefSeq names its product ADP ribosylation factor like GTPase 14 effector protein like (gene ARL14EPL). The record is from RefSeq and is a predicted model, not a curated record. NCBI's taxonomy places the organism in Eukaryota, Metazoa, Chordata, Mammalia, Carnivora, Phocidae. Gene Ontology annotation, cellular component: intracellular membrane-bounded organelle. Bases 859 to 1236 code for a protein of 125 amino acids. The transcript has 4 exons.
UUGCCUGCUCCAGCGAGGUCUGCGAUGCUAACAACUGUAAAAGGGAUCAGAAAUGAAUGAACAAUCAGACAAAAGCACUUCCACUCACGAGGGACACACAGGUCAAAGUUCUCCUGAGAAAAACUGUCAGAUUGGACAGAAGCAACUGGUAUGGCAAAUGGGUAUGAGGGUUUCAUGGUAUUUGGAGAGGUCUCAACUUGGGGAUCGCUGAGGUGAGCCUGGACUUGGGUGGAAGGUGGAUCGAGUCAGGAUUUCACGGGAAGGUUCUCCACUCCUCUGUGCUGAUGGGGCUUCGCCCCGCCCUUUUCACUCAGCUCCCUGCGGGGCUGGUCUCACUUCACAUGCCUCCUCUCUGUCAUUGACCUCCCUUGAUUUAUAGCCCAGUGUUCUGUGCAAUAAAAUCCUGCUCCCUGGAGAAGAAUAUUUGUGGAGAAUAUAGUGUUUUUAUAGUGUCCAGUGUUUUUAUUUUAAAAAAACUAGUCCCCCCCAUUUUUAAAGAUUUUACUUAUUUAUUUGAGAGAGAGAGUGAGAGAGUGAGCAUGAGCAGGGUGGGGAGGGGCAGAGGGAGAAGCAGACUCCCUGCUGAGCAGGGAACCAGGGCCCUGAGAUCAUGACCUGAGCCGAAAGCAGACGCUCAACCGACUGAGCCACCCAGGCGCCCCAUGAUUCUAAAACUUUGCAUAUAUUAAUUCACCAAAUCCUUCUCACAAGAUAAUCCUGUUACCCCAUUUUGCAGAAAGGAGACACCGAGGCUCAGAGAAGUAGGAGCUUGGUCAAGGCACGCCACUAGUAAGUGGCAGAGCCCAGAUUUGGACACAGAGAAGCUUACCCUCAUGUCUCUGUUCCUCAUCGUUUGCCAUGGAACUGAGAAUGCAACAGAUAGAGCGGCAGUUAAAAUGCUUGGCGUUUCAAAAUCCUGGACCACAGGUAGCGGACUUUAAUCCUGAAACAAGGCAGCAGAAAAAGAAAGCUCGGAUGUCAAAGAUGAAUGAAUAUUUUUCUGUAAAAUACAAAGUUAGGAAGAAGUACGACAAGAGCGGCAGGCUGAUCUUCAAUGAUGCUGAUCUGUGUGACUGCUUGGAGAAGAACUGUCUGGGCUGCUUCUACCCUUGUCCCAAGUGCAACUCCAACAAGUGCGGGCCCGAGUGCCGCUGCAACCGACGCUGGGUUUACGAUGACAUUGUCACCGAAUCCGGGGAGGUGGUCAGCUCGCUGCCCUAUCUGGUGCCUGACUAGGGGCCAUUGCACGCGGGCUGGUUUGGUUCUUCUUCCUGACACCUAAGCCAACCUCUUUCUCCGGGGUGGAUUUUAGGGCAUGGGGAAGAUGCUGGGAAAGUAUACGGAAGACUCCUGUUCUCUGAAGCUGUUAGAACAGUAUAGCAUGAACGUUACUCUGUCCCCUUUUUCUGUGUCUUCCCCAACGCCUUCACCUUGUACCCAGAGAAGGAUGGUGGGUGAUCUCAGCAUCGCCUCCCCGGGACACCUCCAUCUCCGCUCUCAGUGAAAAAUCUCUUGCCUCUUCACUGCCUGAGAUCGUGUGGUUUUAAGAGUUUCAGAAUUCUGCAGCUGGGAGCUUUUCUUACACAGAACGUACAAUCUUAAAUUUAUAAGACCUACUGACCCUUACGCCAGUUCCAAGUCAGAACUGCUCUUUGAAUAAAAAACACCCCCACAUCUUGUGAUUUUGCACUGCAUAUGCAUAGUCUUAUUUUUAAAUUUAAUGUCUUAAUAACAUUCCGAUUAAAUUUGGUCACAACUUGGCAAUAUUUUUAUGAACAAUUUGUAUUUUACUUGUCAAACUGAGAAAUUGGGACUUGAAUGUCCUAAAAGUUAGUGGUUUCCUUCCCCCUCCCCCCAUCUCAGGAUCAGUAUUUUCAGAAUUUUUUUCAAAAGGAGGAAACAAGUUAUUAUAUAAAAGUGUACUGUUGUGUGUUAGCUCAGGGAGGGUAUUGAUAUGCAGUUGACUGGACAAGUGAUGUGAUUUUUUUUUUCAAUUCUGAAACAUUUUAGGAGGGAUGCAGAAAUUUGAACUAAGCCUUCUUUGGAUUUGCUUUUUUUUUUUUUUUUUUUUAAGAUUUUAUUUUUAAGUAAUCUCUAGACCCAACGUGGGUCUUGAACUCAUAACACUGAGAUCAAGAUUUGCAUGCUCCACUGACUAAGCCAGGCACCCCUCUUUUUAGUUUCAAAAGCCUUUAUUUCGCACAACCCACAGGUGUCAGAGAAGGUUCCUAAUAAUUCUUGACUUGUUAUGUGACCAUAUGUUUUGGAACUAAGGUAACAAAAAGCCUAAAAGCCCUCCUAUGACUACAGUUUUCCUGUAUGUGUAGCAGGAGAACUUACUCUGUUUUCCACGUAAUUUCCUGGGGUUCCAGAUUCAGCUCACUUUUACUGAGCCUCUACUGACUUUUGUGAGCCAAACAGUCAUGCUAAGUGCAUCCAGUUCAUUACCUCGAACCCUCCCAUCCUAUGAAGAAGGCAUGAGAUCAAGUUACCCAAGUCUGAUCCUUUGAAAUACUUACCAGCAAUGUGCCAAGCAAAAGGAGUGGGUGCUUUUUUUUUUUUUUUUUGGUUUAUAUUUUGUUUGGGUUUGAGAAUAACUAUUGUUUUGUACAUGGCUGACCAAAUGAAUUGUUUUCUUACUUACUUAUUUUUAGAAUCAUAUAAUUUUUACACUUGAAAAGGGAUCUUGCCUGUUGUCUAGCUAGUGAAUUAGUCAACAAAUAAUAUCUGGGAGGUUCUUAGGUGCCAGGCACCAGGCGAGGCACAGGGGACCCAAUUGUGAGCAUAGCCCAGCUGGUUCCUGUCUUCAAGGAGAUUAUAGACUAAAACCCUUCUUGUUGUUCUAUUUUUACAACUGAGGACUUAGCCCCAGUAAGAUAAAGUGACUCAGUUAAGGACACACAGAAGAGCCUUAGUGUUUUGAACCCCAUGACUAGGUCAGUGUUCUUUCCCUGACACCAAGUAUUUCCCGAAUUUGCCUGAUUGCAAAGCUUCUUCAACUGCUUUUAAUAACACACAUUGCUGAGCCCCAUCCCAAACCUCAGGAAUCAGAAUGAGGGAUGAGGCCUGGAAAUUCUCACUUGUCAUCCAACACCCCAGGUCAGUCUCAUGUUCAGCUAAGUUUGAGAAACACUCCCUUAUUACUAGCUGUCCUAUUUUCAUAUUUAAAAAAAUAAUCUUAGGCAAAUUAACCUUCAAGUAUCUUUCCCCUUUGUUUCUUCUCAUCUUUUAGUCUUAAACGUUAGUUGAGAUCAUCUGAUUUAAAACGGACUGGUUUAAAAAGUGUGUUGGCAGAUUAUGUUGGUAAGUUUUCCAAGUAAAGCAAAAAAUGAAGUAAAAAACUGUAUGAUUACGAAGCAGACACCUCAUACUGCUUUUAUGGAACCCUAGCAAAACAUUUGAUGGAGUGCUUUUUUAGAAAUCACAUUAUUUCAUCUGGUUCUAAAGCCCUUUCUAUGCAUUUUUAAAAAGGCUCCCACACUAAAUGAUCCGAGCACAAAUAAAUUCAUGUGAAUUGUCAGAAACUUAUCUUGCAAGUGUCUAAUUUUGUCACAAAAUGAACAAAGCUCUUCAGUGAUUUGAACGAAAUUCAGAUUAGCAAGGAAUAUAGCUGUACUGUCUGGUGACAUUAACCGAGGAAACUGUCUUGUCAGUAGAACAGGAUAUUCCUUUCUCUGCUUGGCUCUCUUUCACAUCCUGGUGGUGUGUCUUCAUGAAUAUGUAUAGAAAUUGUAGAUAUCACCAUGUUGUUCUGUAAUGCCUUGGAAACCGAAACAUUUAUUUGAGCCGGCCUGCAGUGUUUGGCCAGCUAGGAUAUUUGCUGUGCGUCCAGGGGGUGCCUUUCACAUGGACGACCCUGCCAACAGCACCCCCUACAGUUGUUCAGCAAAGCGGCCCUGCAAGCAGGUGUCAUUUGAUGUGUGGAUUUCUUGAUUGCUUGGGAUUUAUUGACAGUAUGUGGUAGGCAUUGAAUGCUUUAGAUCACCUCAUAUUCUUGUAUAAAAUAAUGGAAAGAAAAUCCUCUUUUUUUUUUUUUUUUUUUUAGAUUUUAUUUACUGGAGAGAGAGAGCAUGAGUGGGAGGGGCAGGGGGCAGAGGGAGAGGGAGAAGCAGGCUCCCCUCUGAGCAAGGCGCUUGACAUGGGGCUUGAUCCCAGGAUCCCAGGAGCCCGGGAUCAUGACCUGAGCUGAAGGUAGACACUUAACCAACUGAGUCACCCAGGCGCCCCAGAAAAUCCUUAUAUCUUAUUUCUUUUCCUUCCUUCUCCAUGGUGUCGACAACAGCAGAAGUGAGUUUUCAGGUUAUUCAGGAUUGAAUGGUCCAAGCAGUUUUAUACUGUGUUUCUUUCUCAGAAUCUUUAUUUUAAUCCUGUAUUUGGUAUGUUCGAAUUCUUCUUCUCAGAUUGCCUAAAAUUCUUCCUUUUUCCAUAGUACUGUUCUUCAUUCUGUAGAAAGGAAAUGACAUCAUCACUAGUCAUGGCUAAGAAGCAGUUGAUUUUUGUUUAUGGUUUGUGGUUUUAGCAGAUAUCCCCCCUCACCUUGUGUGUUCUUACAUUGGCCAAUGUUUAGGGAAUAUAUCAGAGAUCAGGGACUGAGUUUAAUUGUUUUUUCUUCAAUAGUGUUUUCGAUAGUCCUUCAUGCUUAAUAGAUCCACUACUUAGUGAUCCCUCAUUCAUUGAUUUAUUCCUUCAUUCAUUUACCAAGCACCUCUUACUUGCUGGACACUUUAUUAGGCACCAGGGAUACAGUGGGUAAGAAAGAAAGAAAAACUCCUAGGCUAUAUGAAGUAAAAAGAAAACCCAUGCCCCUUCCCAGUGUAGCCUUCCUCCUGUCUGAGGUCCUUAUCCAUCUGCCGGCCUCUCUCCACCUUUCAGAGUCCUCUUAAUGUUUAUUUAUAACAUCCAUCCUUCUUAUCUGUACUUACUGAGAGGAAUAGAAAAGGUACAUCUACUCCAUCUUUCUGGAAAUGGAAGUCCCUUGUUUGGGUUUUGAUAUCCAGGUAAUGCUAGCUUCAUAAAAGGAUAGCAACUACUUUCUCUUUUUUCUUCUCUGGCUUUGUUUCACAUGACAUUCUUCUUCCUUAAAUAUUUGUUGGAAAUUGCCAGUAAAGCCGUUUGGGCCUGAAGUGUUUGUUUGGGGGUUUUUAAUCCAUUUUAAUUAAAUUCUCAAGUUUGUGAACAUUAAGUCACACAAAAUAAACUGUUCUCAUUUUUAUGUAGAAAAUAUCUUCCCCAAAUUUUAACCGUAAACCACUAAAAGGGUAAUGCAAACCAGUAUCCUUUCAAUAAAUUCCUUUCCCCUCUUAGAUUGGGCCAAGAAAGGGAACAUCUUGACCAAUGCAGGUACCACCCAGAAAAUGGAGAGACAUUUAUACUUGCAGCAAAUGCCUUUUCAAUGAACUUUCAUGAGAAACCUGUUCCUUUUCUUUCCUAAGGUAUCCCUGAGGCCUGAUUUCAGAGGUCUGUGUCAGAGGCUCUCUGGCUUCUUCUCAACACACCUGUUUCCAGUAUGAACCAGGAUGCUCCCAGCAGUGACAAGUGAAAAAGUGUUGUUAUACAAUUCAGAAUGUAUCAACUGAAAUAGAAUACAAAUUAGCUACUUUUCAGGAGUUAUUGCAAGCCAGUCCCAGAGAGGGAAGAGAGGAAGAGAGAGGAAGGGAGGGUGGGGGGAUGCUUCUUUUCAGAACUACUUGAGAUUCAGAAUCUCUUUCUAGCUUUAAAAUUUUCCAUACAGCACGUGGCAGCACAGUAGCAUUAAGUUAUAUGAUUUCUAUGAUUUUUGCAUAUAUUUUGGCAAGAUGAGGUUCAUUUGCAUUUUGCAGUUUUUAAUAACCCAUUUUCCUAAAAGGUUUGUGAAGAAUAAAAAGUUACAUGCGUGGUUUUGGCUCCCUCUGCUGGCCAUUCUUGGGUACUUUAAGUUUUACCCAGAGAACAAAACCAACAUUCCCUUCCUGAAAUAGAUUUGGGUUUUUUCCCUCAAAGUUGAACUCAACAUUUCCAAAUCUAUGACAGACCUUUAGGUUUGGUAAAUAUAUUUUUAUUUUGACUUUUUUUUUUUGCUUCAGAACUAUACCUGAAAAUGAUCCAUUUAGCAGAAAAAUAGUUUAGAAAAUAUUUCAGAUAAAAAGCGUAACUCCCACUAUGUCUCUUUCUCAAGCUGUCUGUGGUGAAGAUACCCAGUUAGUUAUAUGGACUGAUAUGGGAUCUUUUUUUUUUUUUUUACGUUUCUUUGUUGGUUUUUCACGAUCAGCCUAUAAACAUGCUCACGACGGCUAGGAUUUUGCAACUACGAAGAACUCUGGCUAAUUGAAGCCAAAAAAAGGGCCCAUCACAUGUAAGGAAGUGCACGAGAGCUGGCCUCGGGAAGAGCAGGUGGCAGGGCAGCUCUAUCGGGCUGGGUAACCUUGCAUUAUAGACCGUGACCUCCAAGACCACUUGUCAGGUGCUCAGCUGAGCUGAGGGAGAAAUGGGUUGUUAGGUGUCUGAUUAAAGCUACUUGAUAGGAGUGGAAGGGUACUGGCUACUGAGUCAGAGUGGGGAAAAGUGUCUCUCAGAUUGCCUCCUCCCCCGCCUCCCCCCUCCCCCCCCCCCCAUAAGGAGCCCUCAGCAGAAGUGCCUGAAGAAGACCUGUGCCCAAAGCCUCAGAUAGAGACGCCAAGGAAUGAAGGCACCUGGCGAGAAAUGCAGAUGUGCCAAGAGCAUGAGCCAAAGGGGCUUAGUGCUUGACUGCAACUCAGUGCACGAGCUGUGUGCACCCCACUGGCAUGUGGCGGGCAACUUUCCUCCUGAGACGUGCCAGGGAAGGUUUCUGGAAGGUCAGGCUGAAAAAUCACACAGAGGUUUUUAACCCGGAGCCGGACUCCUCAUCAUUGUUGGGGUGAAUCAACUCUAACCAUUUUUGUCCUGGUAUCAAUCACUCACGUUUUAAAGACCCCAGGGACAGUGCUGAAUGGUCCUAAGGUGGGUCAGAACCUCCCCUCUCCCCUGCCUCAGGCUCUCAGUCCUGACAAGACAGCAUGGAGUGGGAGAAGAGGAAUACUCAAAUAAAAUCAGGUUCUGUUGCAAAACCGAGUGGAAGAGAAGCUAGGCAGGCCAGCUCCACACUCGUGCACUACCAUGCUCUGAUGUCUCCAUUCUCAGAAAAAAACAAGCAGAACAAAUUGUAGAAAGGUCUCUCUUUGGGUGGAUGUCUAUUGCUGACCUCUCCCAUUAUCUGAACAGUCAGGCUUCUAGAAAUAAUACUCAGCACUCAGUGUAUCCAUUUCUUCUUUAAUUUUUUUUAUUUAAAAAAAUUUUUUAAAGUAAACUCUACCCCCAACACGGGGCUUGAACUCACAGCUCUGAGAUCAAGAGUUACGUGCUCUACCAACUGAGCCAGCCAGACGCCCCUCGGUGUAUCCAUGUCUGUCACAUAUUCAUUUGUCAACUCACUGAGUUUGUCAUUGGCUCCCCCCACCGCCAUGCACCCCAGACUUCCCUUGCCAAGAUUCCCAAGGACCCCACUGUGGUUAAAGCCCGAGGACAUUUUCUUUAAAAAAAAAAAAAAAAGAUUGAUUUAUUUAUUAGAGAGAGAGAGCACGAGCAGGGGGAGGGACACAAGGAGAGGGAGAGAAUCCCAAGCAGAGCCCCCUCUGAGCAUGGCGCCUGAUGCAGGGCUGAUCCCACGACUCUGAGAUCACGAUCCGGAGAUCCUGACCCCAGCCAAAACCAAGAGUCAGAUGCUCAAUUGACUGAGCCACCCAGGCGCCCCAAGCCUGAGGACCUUUAUAUCAUCAUUUUGCUUGACCUCCUCUUGGUAUUUUGAUGCUGCUGGCCACACGCUGUCUGGCGAGAGCCCUCUUGAAGGUUAGGCUCCUUGCUACCUUCAGCAUUUAUGGAACCGUCAGCAGGACAGUGGUUAAGAGCCGGGGCUGGAUUAGCACUUGGCGUUCAGCACCUGGCUCUACCCACCACCACUGAGUGACCGUGGGAAAGUCAUGCAAAUUCUCUUUGUGAGUUUCCUCACCUAUGCAAAUGGACCUGCCUACAGGACUGUUGUGAGGCCCAACGAAAUAAUGCUCGAAAAGCACUUACCACUGUGCUGAGCACACAGUAAACAUAGCUUGAUAAAGGGUGAGUAUCACCGUGGACUCAGAGUAUCCAUGUUCACAUCAAUCAUGGCACUCUUUUCUACUUUGUAUUGUGACCCAUGUUCACAUCAAUCACGGCACUCUUUUCUACUUUGUAUUGUCUUUUUUAUUUUUUAUUGUUAUUUUUUUUUUUUUAUAUAAAGUUCACCUGAGUUUGUAAGUUCUUCGUGGGGAAGGACUGUGUUUUUGAAAUACCAGAUCUUGGAUUACUAUGGCAUAUUUGUUACAAUUAAUAAACCAAUACUGAUACAUUACUAUUAACUCAAAUUCAUACUCUCUUCGGACGUAUUAACUUUUACCUAAUGUCCUUUUUCUGUUUGAGAGCAUAUCACAAGGGAGAAAUGACUCCAGUCUAGACACAGAGCUGAGAAUGGGCUGGCGUGUUGUUGGAACAACGAGGAAAUUGGGUGAAGUGUCAAACAGAUCCUACGAGUUACCUGGGGUUCUAAUGAGACCAGUUAGGACCUCUCUGGAUAUUUUUGACUUAUUAGAAGAAUCACAUUAUCUUCAGUAAUGCUAUGCUGACUGUGAAAGAAAGUAACCGUGCCCCUCUUGUCGAUUCACUAAUCUAAACAAACAUUCAAGGGAAAACCUCGGGCGCCUGGGUGGCUCAGUUGGUUGAGCGACUGCCUUCGGCUCAGGUCAUGAUCCUGGAGUCCCUGGAUCGAGUCCCGCAUCGGACUCCCUGCUCGGCAGGGAGUCUGCUUCUCCCUCUGACCCUCCCCCCUCUCAUGCUCUCUCUAUCUCAUUCUCUCUCAAAUGAAUAAGUAAAAUCUUUAAAAAAAAAAAAGGGAAAACCUCUUCAAAUCCUGUGUAAACAAAAGAUGGGCAGUUAUGCUGAAGAGACAAAUGAUCACAUUCUUUCCAAAUGCAGUAUUAUUAAUAAUUUACUUUGAACCUUUCUUUAACACUAAAAAGACCUUAAGUGAAUUCUGAUGAUGAUUAAUGAAUUAUUAUUUACAAAUUACCAUGAGAAACGGUGUUAAUAUUUGGGUCAAAGUAAUGUUAUUGAUAUAUAAUCUCUUUUAGCACCUAAUGUAAAAAAAACCUGGGCACAUAAGUAAUUCACUUUGUUUUCAUUAUGUUUUGAAUGACGACUUUACUCUUUCUGUACAAACAAUACAUUCCCAUUAGUGGAAAUUCCAUCAAGACACAGAAGUACAAACUAGAUGGUGAAAAAUUAUAGAAAAAUCUUACCAACCAGGAGCUGUGAACAUCUGCUAAACUGAAUUCCAGUUUUCUCUGUAUGUAUACUUAUGUCUAGGUCUCGAUCUGUAUGUGAUAAGUGCAAUCUACCUAUAGACAUAUAGAAAUGAUUUUAGUAAAGUGGAUAAGAGAAGGAAAAGAAACCAAAGAAAUUAUUUUAGAUUGUUGUUUCUUUAACAAAGGCAUGUGUGUUCCUAAAAUACUCCUCUGAAGCAGGGGUCUCAAACUCAAGUGCCUUCAGGAGUAGAAUAUGAUUCAUGAAGCAAGCUGUAAAUAGCAAGUCACUUUGUAUUGUUCUCAAAAUAAAAAUCUCUCUGAUUACAUUGCCUCUGUCAUCACCGAGUAGAUCAAACAAAAUGAGCAAAAUAUUUCCACAGGAAUAUUGAUGGACCAUAUCCAGACCACAGCUCUCCAGAUUGUUACCCUCACAAAGAUUAAGAAAAGAUUAAGAAGUUAUAGUCAAUUUAUUGCUUAAGUGAUGUAUUUCAUUUAAGACAGUGUGAAAAAUUUAGAAAUUAGUUCUCUUAAAACUUGAUUGCACCUAUUUUGUCCAUUCUGAAACUAGUUCUCUUAGCAAUACAUUAAUUUUAUACUACCAAACAUUAAAAUACUUAUAUUUAAUUUCAUCAACCUAAUUUCCAUUUUAACAAAACCUUGGUUCUACAUGGAUUUAAUGUUCACUAAAUGCCGAAGCACCCCAAUUCCUGACUUCUUUAUUUUCAUUAAUCUCUUGGUUGACUUGUUUUCAGCUAUCAGUUUUCCCAAAAGGAACUCAUAAAAACUAUGAAUGCAAUCCUGGUUGAGAAUAUGUAACUUUUGCUUAAUAAUUGAACAGCAUCUUGGCUCAACAUAAGCAUUUUUUUUUCCUCAAAACUUUGUAGACAUUGCUAUGGAGAAGUCUGAAAUUUGUGGGUUCUUUUUCCUCUUACUUUUUUCAUUUGGAUGCCCAAAGAAUUUUCUCUUUAUCCUUGGAGUUUGAUAACUUUACCAAAAUAUGUUCCAGGAUCAUCAUUUUAUAUCAGGUUCUUCGGAACACAAUAUGCUCUUCCAUCAAGCUACACAUACAGUUUUUCCAGUCUUAUGGAGAAAUGUCUUCUGGCAUAUAUUUGUUGUGAUUAUCCCAUAGAAAUGAAGUGGACUCGCCACCCCCAACUGGAACAGGUUUGGUGUGGAGACUGAUGAAGGUACACACACACUGAGAAGGUAUGAAAAGUUUUAUUACUCAAAUAGGCUUUCUGGGAGGAGUCUCCCAAGGAGGUCCAUAAAUGGCUUGGGAGAAGGGAGAAGGGCUCUUGGCAUGAGGUUGCAUGGUGUUUAGCGAGUGGGGCCAGCAAGAAGAUUAUCCCGUGCUGACCAGCAGUUUGUGUGUUUUGAACUUCUUGCCAAUGCUAAAGGAGGGAGCCCCAAGUUUCCUGAUUAGUCUGCCUGGGUAUGGGGCAGCAUGGGGGAGGGGGUGAUGGGGUAUUGAAGGCUGUGAGCCCUCAAACAUCAAAAAUGGAGUCAGACUCCUUACUACAAUAUUUGAAUGUAUUUUUGUGUCUAUUUGUUGGGUUCUUUGCCUUGGGGACAUAGUUAUCUUUGGGUUGGCCUUUCUGUGUUCUUGGUAUCUACUUUGUGUUUGUCUCUUUCCUUUGCUAUGAAUAGUCCCUUCCUUUCUAUUAAAAAUUCAAUUUGCACUUGUGUUUAGUCUGUUUCUCUCCGUUUCUAGUUUAUGUAUUA